This is a messenger RNA of Anopheles cruzii, 1039 nucleotides long. RefSeq lists its product as uncharacterized. NCBI's taxonomy places the organism in Eukaryota, Metazoa, Arthropoda, Insecta, Diptera, Culicidae. The transcript is spliced from 5 exons. The coding region runs from base 63 to 926 and encodes 287 amino acids. The record is from RefSeq and is a predicted model, not a curated record.
GACAGCCGUGACGAAACAGGAAGUGGCCGCGUUUGGUAGAAAAACCUAAAACCAAAGAAAGCAUGUGGAACAUCGCUACCGGUCUGGCGCUGGUUGGCGCUCUCGUUGGCCUAUGUCACGGAGCGUGCGAUGAACCGUGUCGGACACCGCCCAAACACUACAGCGAGCUCGGCUGCAAGCCGAUCGUGGAAGAAGGUCAGUGCUGCCCGAAAAGGUACGAGUGCCCGGAGCUGACUGAUCGCGAUGGCAACAAGUGCUACCUCAACGGCACCGUGUACGAGGCCGGCGCCCGGCUGUCGAAGGAGGACCAGGAAGUCAACUCGUGUUCACCGGCAUGCUUCUGCUCUAAUGUGACCGAGCCGGCCUCGUUCAAGUGUGCCCAUAUUGACUGUGGGGAGUUUUUUGCGCGCCCGAAGGAGGAGUGCGUCCACCAGUACGCGCGCCACGGAUGCUGCGCCGAGAAUACGGUGUGCGGGGCCGAGCUGGCGAAGCUGGAGCGGUGCUACCUGGACGGUGAGCAGUACUACGAGGGCCAGCGGAUGUACCCGAAGAACGACACGUGCCGCACGUGCUUUUGCAAGGCAGGCUUCGACAAUGGGACGGCGAUCGCCGACAAUCCGCACUGCCACGAGGUCCACUGUGGCAUCGAGCUGCACGCUGGCGAUCGCCUGGCGAUGGGCUGCAUACCGAUCUACUUCGGCAACGAUCGCUGCUGUCCGAUCUUGUGGAAGUGCCCGAGCGACAGUGACACGGUCAUCGCGGACGGGCGUUCCGAACCGGAGGCUAACCCGGAGCCGGGCAUGCAGUGCCGGUUUGGCAAACUGACGCUCAACAAGGGCGACGGUGUGUCCAGUGACGAUAAGUGCGUGGAGUGCAAGUGCACCAUUCCUCCGUUGGCGCACUGUAUACAACGAGAGGAUUGCUAGAAGGAGGCAAGGCUUACCUCGCGUUGUAGUCCAGGCGCCCAUUCGGGAAACGUGUUUUAGUUUUAGGAUGUAAGAGUUGCAGAUUUGCGAAAUAAAUCAAACAAACAACGUAA